AUGGUGCGAGUGGGCCUUCAGAUUUCCGCCACGCUGGAGAACGUGGACAAGCUGGAGACCUGUCAUCCGGACUACUCCUUCUUCCUGAAACUGAAGUGCAGCAACUGCGGCGAACAGUCGGACAAAUGGCACGACAUAACCGAGUCGGAGCGCGUGCAGCAGGAUUCCCGAAAUGCGGCCGGCUUUAACUUUUACAUGAAGUGCAAGAUGUGCAGUCGGGAAAACAGCCUUGAUAUAGUGGAAAAGUCGAAUGCCCCUUACACGGCGGACGACUCUGGCGGAUUUAAGACCAUCGUGAUCUUCGAGUGCCGCGGCGCAGAGCCCGUGGAUUUCUCGCCCCGCAUCGGCUGGCGAGUCUCAUCCGCUGAGAAUGGCCAGCAGUUCGAGGAGGUCGAUCUUUCCGAGGACGAUUGGGUGGAGUACGACCAGAAGAACAACAACUCCGUGGGCAUCUACGAGUUCGCCUCAAAGUUCAUCAAGCUGAAGAAGUAAUUCUGACCGGGAGUCUUCUUAAA
Molecule: messenger RNA, 515 nt
Organism: Drosophila takahashii
Lineage: Eukaryota; Metazoa; Arthropoda; Insecta; Diptera; Drosophilidae
Product: UPF0587 protein CG4646
Molecular function (GO): zinc ion binding
Source: RefSeq, a predicted model, not a curated record